Talaromyces stipitatus ATCC 10500 is the source of this 1072-nucleotide messenger RNA. RefSeq names its product pre-rRNA processing protein, putative. The record is from RefSeq and is a predicted model, not a curated record. Gene Ontology annotation, biological process: maturation of SSU-rRNA from tricistronic rRNA transcript (SSU-rRNA, 5.8S rRNA, LSU-rRNA). The transcript has a single exon. The coding region runs from base 47 to 1072 and encodes 341 amino acids. Gene Ontology annotation, cellular component: 90S preribosome; nucleolus. NCBI's taxonomy places the organism in Eukaryota, Fungi, Ascomycota, Eurotiomycetes, Eurotiales, Trichocomaceae.
ACGGCAAAUCCUAUCAAGCGCUUUUCCAAGGGGAUAUUGAUAUAAUAUGGCAAUCAGCGACGCAUUAAAUAAACGGCUUCGCGCUCGUCGAGACGAAGAAGAUGAUUUCGAAGACGAAGUCUCCGACGAGAUGGAGGACAUUGACAAGGACGACGAGAGCAAUUCCGAUGUAGAUCGUCCCAAUUCAGAGUCCGAAGAAUCAGCAGAAUUAGAAGAAGGGUCAGAAGAAGAAGACGAUGACGAUGACGAUAUAAGCGAUAACCAAUCCACAGCCUCGACCAACGAUAAGAAAGCCCUACAAUCCGAAUUCCGUCAAAUCUCAUUCGGAGCAUUAGCCAAAGCACAAAACUCGAUUAGCAAGAAACGAAAACGAGGGGAGGAGCCAGAAACAGACGAUAAGACGCAAUCCACAUUGAAUGAUAUAAGAGAACGACUCCGAAAAGCACGCGAGCAAAAACUCGGUCUGACCAGGGACAACGAGACUAAAAAUAAUAAUAGUGGAGGACACUCAAAACCAAAACCACCAACGCGAUCCUCCAAACACGCGCCAACAGUCCAAUCCUCCAAAAUGGCUGUAAGCCGAAAACGCAUUGUUAUCGAACCACCCUCCAACGCCACAAAACCUCGAGAUCCACGCUUCGAUCCAGCUGUCUCUUCUUCUUCAGCACGACGCAACUCCACCUCAAACGCCUACACCUUCCUAGACGAAUACCGCGCGUCAGAAAUCAAACAACUCAAAGACCAACUCGCGCGCACCAAAGAUCCCAAGCAACGCGAAGAACUCAAGCGUCAACUAACAUCAGCAGAAGAUCGACAACGAACGCUCGAAAACAAGAAGCGGGAACGAGAGGUAUUACGAGAACACAAACAGAGAGAAAAGCAGCUCAUAAAGGAAGGGAAGAAGUCGCAACCAUACUUUUUGAAGAAAUCGGAGUUGAAGAAGGAGGUGCUCAAGAAGAAGUAUGAGAGUAUGGGAUCGAGGCAAAGGACAAAGGCGUUGGAAAGGAGGAGGAAGAAGAUUGCGGCCAAGGGGAAGAAGGAUCUGCCGUGGGCGAGGAGGGGAGUAGAGUGA